UAUUUAUGAUUUUUCCAUCUCUCUAAGAUGUGAUAUAUUAUACCUAGUGUUAGUACCCUCUCUCAUAUCGGUUAAUCAUUGAUGCUGGGAAUGAAAUGGAUUUGACAUCUAAUCCUAAACAAUCUCUGUUUUGCCUAAAAUGGCCAUGGGAUGAAGCAAACCCUAACCCUAACAUUGCCAAAAACCCUAAUCACUGCAAUUUCGAAUCUCCAUGGCUAUUCAGGUCUCUCCAAACCCUUGGCUCAAUCGCUUCCAAUUUUGCUGGGUCAGUUUCAAAAUCUUCAAUUUCUGGUAGUUACAGUUCCUUGAACCUUGAUGGGAAAAUGGGUCACCGCAAGAAUCUGAAGAAAGUGACUCCUGGUGGUGGUGGUACCGGGCAGGCGGAGGCGGAGCAGCGAGCUUUUGCCUCUGCUCUGGCGAGUGGGAAGGAGGCCACUGUGCUUGAAUUCUACUCACCCAAAUGCAGGCUCUGUAAUUCGUUGCUUAAUUUUGUUUCCGAAGUGGAGGCUAGGAACUAUAACUGGCUCAACAUUGUCAUGGCUGAUGCUGAGAAUGAGAAUUGGCUACCGGAGCUCCUUAAUUAUGAUGUUAGGUAUGUUCCUUGCUUUGUGCUUCUUGACAACAAAGGAAGGGCCAUAGCGAAGAGUGGGGUCCCAAGUAGUCGUUUACAUGUUAUAGCAGGACUCUCUCAUCUCCUCAAAAUGAAGCGUCCUCAGCAAAAUAAUGGAUCACAGGAGUCUAGUGCAUGAAACGACUUUGACCAGGUUGUAGUAUGAUCGUUACUUCCUCUUGGAGGUUAAGCCCUUGUGUGGGACGGAUUCUGCUUCUCUUCCUCCCUUACUGAUGGACUGUGCGUUGGUUGGGGUAUCUGUCCCCCUGGUUUCCAAUUCUAAUACCUGGAGUUCUGAUGGUUCUUUGCUUUGUGUGUGCAAUCUACUUAUACAAUUUCCUCUUUUUUUGUAUUGUAAAUGGGUUGGGGCACCCCUUGUGCUCCCCAUCAAUUAAAUUUGGCUUAUCAAAAAAGAGUAUUGUCUAUU
Messenger RNA from Lotus japonicus, 1037 nucleotides. RefSeq lists its product as uncharacterized. The coding region runs from base 96 to 749 and encodes 217 amino acids. The transcript has 2 exons. Gene Ontology annotation, biological process: cell redox homeostasis. The record is from RefSeq and is a predicted model, not a curated record. NCBI's taxonomy places the organism in Eukaryota, Viridiplantae, Streptophyta, Magnoliopsida, Fabales, Fabaceae.